UUUUCCUCUCUUCUUUAUUUACUUAUUUUGUAUGCGACUCUCUCUCACUGCUGCUGUGUAUGGGAAUCACUAGCUGUUUGUGAACGAACAAAUACAAGAGGACACCGAAACACUCUUUUUUUCUUUAUCGUUUCGUUGGUCACAGAUUUUCUUUUGUUUUUCACUUAUCAUUCCGUUUUGAGAAUGAAAUCGUAGUUUAUUGUGCAUCUGAUGAUGGAAUUAAUGUGCAUUAGUUAAAAAAUCGAAUGUAUUGUGUGUGUAUAAAAGGGUGAAAGGGAGUUGAAAAACGAAAAAAAAACUAGGCAGAUAGUUUUAUUAGGCAUACCAAUAACAAGGCAGUGUGUGAUGAAAAAUGGCUCUCAAGAAAGUUAAAGGAAACUUUGAGCGAAUGUUCGACAAAAAUUUGACGGAUUUAGUGCGUGGCAUUCGAAAUAAUAAAGAAAAUGAGGCCAAAUAUAUUGCGCAAUGUAUGGAAGAGAUCAAGCAAGAGUUGCGCCAAGAUAACAUCAACGUGAAGUGCAAUGCUGUGGCUAAGUUGACAUAUAUUCAAAUGCUUGGCUAUGACAUUUCUUGGGCUGGAUUUAACAUCAUUGAAGUAAUGAGCUCGCCUAAGUUUACACACAAACGUAUCGGUUAUCUAGCAGCCUCACAAUGCUUUCAUGCCGACAGCGAACUUUUGAUGCUUGCCACGAACAUGAUACGAAAAGAUUUAAACUCACAAAAUCAAUACGAUGCUGGCGUUGCACUCAGUGGCCUAAGUUGCUUCAUAUCAGCCGAUUUGUCUCGAGAUUUGGCCAAUGAUAUUAUGACUCUGAUGAGCUCAACCAAACCAUAUCUUCGUAUGAAAGCCGUUCUAAUGAUGUAUAAAGUAUUUUUACGAUAUCCUGAAGCAUUGCGUCCAGCCUUUCCUAAAUUAAAGGAGAAAUUAGAAGAUCCAGAUCCAGGUGUGCAAUCGGCAGCUGUGAAUGUGAUUUGUGAAUUGGCCCGAAAGAAUCCGAAGAAUUAUCUUUAAUUGGCACCAAUCUUCUUCAAACUCAUGACAACAUCAACCAACAAUUGGAUGCUCAUCAAGAUUAUCAAAUUGUUUGGUGCAUUGACUCCAUUAGAGCCUCGCAUAGGAAAGAAAUUAAUAGAACCGCUUACCAAUCUUAUCCAUAGUACCUCGGCUAUGAGCUUGCUGUACGAAUGCAUAAACACGGUGAUUGCUGUUUUGAUCAGCAUUAGCAGCGGAAUGCCGAAUCAUACGGCAUCUAUUCAAUUAUGUGUCCAGAAAUUACGAAUACUCAUCGAAGACUCUGAUCAAAACUUGAAAUACCUUGGCCUUUUGGCAAUGUCCAAAAUUCUGAAAACCCAUCCAAAGUCCGUGCAAGCACACAAAGACUUCAUAUUGGCGUGCCUGGACGAUAAAGACGAAUCGAUUCGUUUGCGAGCACUGGAUUUGCUGUACGGCAUGGUAUCGAAGAAGAAUCUUAUGGAAAUCGUUCGACGAUUAUUGGGACACAUGGAACGAGCCGAAGGAUCGACGUAUCGAGAUGAACUGCUGUUUAAAGUCAUUGAGAUUUGCUCGCAAGGUUCAUAUCAAUAUGUCACAAACUUUGAAUGGUAUCUGACCGUUUUAGUGGAAUUGAUCCAGUUGGAAUCGGGCUCAAAGCACGGAAGUGUAAUUGCAACUCAAUUACUUGAUGUGGCCAUCCGGGUGCAAGCUGUACGUGCAUUUGCUGUUUCCGAAAUGACAUCGUUGCUGGAGAGCUUCCCGACCACAAGUCAAAAUGAAUCUAUGUACGAAGUAUUGUAUGCAGCCGCAUGGAUUGUUGGAGAGUUCUCGAAUGAGCUAAAUGCACCGGAGAAGACGUUGAAUAUUUUGUUGAAACAACGUUCGUUGCCGGGCCAUAUACAGGGAGUUUACGUGCAAAAUAUUUUGAAACUUUUUACACGAAUCGUGACCGGACUACUGGAGCGUAACGAUGUCAAUAAAAUUGUAACUCUAUGCAAUUUGCUGCUGAAGAGGCUACCGGUCUUCAUCAGUUCGGGACAUAUAGAAGUGCAGGAACGAGCCAGUUCAGCGUUUAUUCUUGUUCAGAUGUUGCGCGAGCAAUUCCCUUCAAAUGAUCCAGAGCUACAGGAUGCUGAUAGCAUCUUAGUGAUGACCGAACGGCCAGAGAAUCCAAAAGAGGAUGAUAUGCAAUCCAUUCCAAUUGGCGCAAUUGAAAUCGUUCAGGAGAUGGCAGUACUAUUCGCCGGUGAUUUGAAUCCAGUUGCGCCAAAAGCGCAGAAAAAAGUUCCGUUACCCGAUGGAUUAGAUUUGGAUGUAUGGAUUAAUCCACCGCCAGCUGAAAGCAGCGAGUCCAGUGAUGAAGAACAAACCGAUCUGUUUGUAGCGAACGACGAAACGGAACAAAAACGACCAGCAAAAUCCGAGUUUACGCACGAGGAAAUGGAACAGAUGCGAGAAGCACGCCGAAUCGAUCAAAUUCACAAUCCAAAUUACUUGAAAUCAAAAACAGCGAAAAAGAAUAAAAUUGAGGAGCAUAGCGACAAUAUCGAAGACAUUCCAAUUCAGGAGAUAACUCUUGAUAUUCCCAUCCAAAUAACGUCUACAAAACGCUCGGAUAAAUACCUUGCCGAACAAAAGAAGCGAACUAAAAAAGAGAAGUCGCAUAAAAAGAGCAAAAAGAACAAAAAAUCGAAGCACAGGGAUAUUAGUAGCGAGUCUGAAGAAGAGCCUGCACCUUUGCACGUAGUCAGCUCAUUGAUUGAGAUGCCCGAAGGAGCCAGUAUCUCCGAUACAGACGAUAAGGAUCCAAAUGAAAUGGAUGAUCCACAUCGAGCGCUCGAUAUUGAUUUAGAUAUACCGCUUCGAGGUGACGAGGUCCUGCCAAAGCAAAGCUACAAUAAGGUGAUUAAAGAUGCUUCGUUGAAGACAACUUCAAAUAGUCACGAAUCAAAAGAGAUUGGCGAAAGCAAAUCCAAAUCAAAGAAGUCAAAGACGCACAGCAGCUCCAAAACAAAAGAGAAACCCAGUGAAAAUAACGAAAAAUCCGGCCACAAGAAGAAGAAGAGCAAACCAACUAAAAGUGAAAAUGGCGAUGUAGAUUUACUGGGAACGCCGGUCAAGGAAACCAAGGAAAAGUCCAAUAAAAAAGAGGAAAAGGAGAAGAAAGAGAAAAAAUCAUCGAAAAGCAAGAAAUCGAGCAUCGGUGAAUCAAAAUCCGGCUACGAAGAAGCUUUGGGCAUUUCAACUCCCAGCAAAGAGGUGUACUAGACAGACACUUUAGUGAAUAUCAUUCGUUUUGAGAUUAUUCAGAGUCCAAUAAUGUUGCAAAAAAAGAGUCAAAGAAAUGUUUGAAAUGUGAUUGAAUUUACUAAAAUGUCGUCAAAUGGAACAUGCUUUUAUUUAUAUAUCUGGAGUUUCAGCAAAAAACCACGACACAAUUUACGAUAACAAUUCCAUGCCUUCCGUUUUGAAUCGCAUCAAAUGCCUAUCAAUUAGUAAACAUUGAACAAAUGUAACGGCUAUAAAAAGAAACAAAACAAGAACCCUUUUGUUGUAAGAAAUUUAUAUUGAUGAACAAAAAGAAACAAAAUCCAAUUGAUUAAAGUCAAUGGCCAAAAACGAAACUUGUUCAGUGAAUUAAACGAACGGAAUAAUCUAGUGAGGAAUUUAGUUUAAUAAGCUUGUAGUUAGAAAUUAAUCCGAUCAAUUGAUACACAAAUUAUACGGCCACAUAUGAAAUUAUAACAUUAAAUCACAACACUGAUUAUUUUUAACCAAUUCCUACCCCAUUCUCUAAACCAACAUGUUCUACUUCUCUAUCCCUCUUUUGUUUUCAAUGCUGCAUUGUAGCCCAAGUAACACACAUAUUUCGUUAAUAAAAUGAGCAGAGAAACUAA
Molecule: messenger RNA, 3891 nt
Organism: Sitodiplosis mosellana (orange wheat blossom midge)
Lineage: Eukaryota; Metazoa; Arthropoda; Insecta; Diptera; Cecidomyiidae
Gene: garnet
Product: AP-3 complex subunit delta
Exons: 15
Biological process (GO): Golgi to vacuole transport; protein targeting to vacuole; synaptic vesicle budding from endosome
Cellular component (GO): terminal bouton; endosome membrane; presynaptic endosome
Source: RefSeq, a predicted model, not a curated record